Molecule: messenger RNA, 982 nt
Organism: Mytilus californianus (California mussel)
Lineage: Eukaryota; Metazoa; Mollusca; Bivalvia; Mytilida; Mytilidae
Product: tubulin polyglutamylase complex subunit 1-like
Exons: 10
Coding region: 56-856 (266 amino acids)
Biological process (GO): protein polyglutamylation
Molecular function (GO): microtubule binding
Source: RefSeq, a predicted model, not a curated record
UGGUUCAGCCAAGGUACAAUAUUGCAGGAACGUACGAGACUUGCAUUGUUUACAAAUGGCUGACAAGAGGAAACCAAAUUCUGCAGAUGAUAGACCACAAGAAUCAGAUAGACAGUUUCUAGAAAGGAGUAAUGUAGGUACAUGCAUGAAAGAUGUCUUGGGAAAGAUCAUCGCUAACAGACCAGAGGACCCUAUAGCAUUCAUGGCUGACUACUUUGACUCAUUAGAAGAACAGACUAGCUUAGUUGCUAGAGCACGACAGUUGAUAAUAAUGACGCACCACAGUCGACCAGUGUUUGAUAUUAAUGUCAGAAUGGCAUAUGAGACAUUACAGAAGUCUAAAUGUAAUAAGAAGCUUCAUGGAGUAAAUGGUACCGUGUAUAAUGAACUCAUCAGAGCCUUAUGUAGAGAUUUUCCAACUUUAGUGAUGAACAGACUGUUAAGAAAGAUAGAAUGUUUAGAUUUUGAGGCUGUAACAUAUGAUGUGUUUAAAUCUGGUGUGUUCACAUGUUGUGUGUUAGAAGAUUAUCUGAAACUUGUAGAAUAUUUAUUUAAUUCAUUGGACUUUACCAAGACAGGGAAAUGUGAUAAAGCUGUAUGUGAUGCAGUAUUAGAACAAUUAAAGACAUCGUUAGCUAGUAAUAAAACAGAUGCCAGAAAAAUUGUUGAGUCUGGGUACAAUUUAGGACCAGAUGGAUUAUUCCAUGUGUUAGAUAAGGCCAUGAAAAGAGACACACACAUAUCUACAGCUUUCACGUUGGAAAUGUUUACAGCAGAAUGUUGUGAAGCAUUUAUUGCUAAGGUGAAAGAUGCCAGAGAUCAAAGAUCAGCAAUUAAGGUAAAGAAACUAAGAUGACAUUGCAAGACAAUAAAACAACCAUAUAAUGAACCAAGAAGUCUCUAAACAUUUGAAUAUUCAUAUUUAUUUGUUAUAGUUUAAAUGUGAUUUGCAUUUUUAUAAUAAAAACAUGUGAUUUAUAUA